Messenger RNA from Nicotiana tabacum (common tobacco), 2764 nucleotides. Lineage: Eukaryota; Viridiplantae; Streptophyta; Magnoliopsida; Solanales; Solanaceae. The record is from RefSeq and is a predicted model, not a curated record.
GUGUAUGCCUAGAAACUCUACUAGGAUUGGAGAACUACUUGAAGGACUCUCAGACCCUGAGAAAAUAUUCAGGGCAUUAAACCGUGCCAACAGAAGACUUCAACCACCUCAACAAAUAGACAAAUUCGAAACUGACAUGGGAGACGCAAUCGACCCCAACGGAAAUGGCAGGCAUGAGAAAGUCAACUUGAAUGUCAGAGAAGCGGCACCCCUGGUGCCCGAAGGUGCACUGUAUGACUGGGCACAUCCCACAUCUGACAAUUUGGCUACUGCCAUAGUUGUGCCCGCAAUACAAGCUGAGUCGUUCCAGAUCACAAAUAACAUGCUGCACUUGUUGCAAAACAAGGGACUCUUCUCUGGGACACAACUUGAAGAUCCUCAGCAACACCUGAAGAACUUCCUGUCAAUCUGCAAGACCCAGAGGCAGCCCAAUGUCACUCCAAAGGCUAUCAGGCUAUUAUUGUUCCCAUUCUCGGUGACAGGAGCUGCACAGGUUUGGCUAAACUCACUCCUCAUAAAUUCUAUAGCAACGUGGGAUGAGUUAGUCAAGCAGUUUCAUAACAAGUUUCAUCCACCCAACAAAACUGCCCAACAAAUUGAUGAGAUCGUGAGCUUCAAGCAGAAACCGAUGGAGACACUGCAUGAAACAUGGGGCAGGUUCAAAGGAAUGUUGGUUAUGUGUCCACAUCAUGGUAUUCCAGAACAGAUGUUGGGACAACGAUUUUAUAUGGGACUGUCAGAUGGGUUGAAGAAUAUUGUGGAUGCCUCAGCUGGUGGGGCAUUCCUGAGCAAGACAUGGAGUGAAGGUCAGAGUUUACUAGAUAAAAUGGCACAGAAUUCGGGAUGGACAUCCAGGAAUGCACCCAUCACUCCAGUGGUGCACUCAGUGCCUCUUGAUCCUUCAAACACUAUGGCUGAAAAUAUGGCGACUCUCCUGACACAAAUGAGCAUCCUCACCAAAAAGCCAAUUGGUAAUCCUUGGAAUACAGAGCUUGAUCAUCAUCAUCAGCACCCUGAAGAUAUGAACUAUGUUGCUAACUAUGGGGGUCAGAGACAGGGAAAUCAGAACUGGGGUCAGCAGACUCAGCAGCAGUACAGACCACCUCAGCCACAAUAUAACGCCGGAAACAUGGGAGGUAUGAGACCCCCCAACAACAUGGCACCGUAUCCUAGACCACAGGGGUACAACAAUCAGCAGCAGAGGUACCACCCUCCUCAGCAGCAGCAUGUGCAAGUGGGCCAAAUUUCAAUGUCUCUGAACAAUCGUCCUCAAGGGACGCUACCUGCAGAUACCCAAAUCAAUCCUAAAGAUCAGGGCCCGAAGCAGCUGAUGGCGGUGAGUCUCCGUAACGGCAGGGAUCUCGACGAAGAGCAAGAGAGAGCUCGUGACAAUAUACAGGCUGAGACACUCAUUCAGUUACCCAUUGAGCUUGAUGAAUACACAAGGUUGACAGAUGUGACAGUCCAGCCUGCUCAUCAAGAAAAGAAUACUCCGCAGGAGACCGAGAAAGUUGCUAAAACAGUUGAAGAGCCGGUAGUGGAGAUAGUAGCCGAGAAAGAAAAGUCCCAAGUGAUUGGGAAGAAAAGCCCUCCUCCACCAUUUCCACAGAGGUUAGCCAAGCAUCAAAAGGAUGAGCAGUACAAAAAGUUCUUUGAGAUGCUCAAGCAAAUUCAAGUAAAUAUUCCAUUAAUUGAAGCCUUAAAGGAGAUGCAUGGAUACGCAAAAAUGAUGAAAGACUUAAUGUCCCGGAAAUUUGAUUUCCAAGACUUGGCUACGGUGACACUUACUCAGACGUGCAGUGCAGUGGUAACUAGACUUGUUGCUGAAAAGCUCUCUGAUCCAGGGAGUUUUACUAUUCCAUGUACAAUUGGAAACUUUGCUUUUGCGAAAGCACUCUGUGAUUUAGGGGCCAGCAUUAAUCUUAUGCCCCUGGGCAUUUACAAGAGGUUGGGCAUUGGGAGAGCUAGACCCACCUCUAUGUUGCUGCAGCUGGCUGACAGGACUGUGAAGCGUCCGUUUGGGAUCCUGGAUGAUGGACUUAUUCAGGUGGGGAAAUUCGUGUUCCCUACAGAUUUUGUAAUAUUGGAUUGCAAGGUGGAUGAAGAAAUUCCUAUCAUCUUAGGAAGACCUUUCUUGGCCACAGGGACAACUCUUAUUGAUUGUGAGACCGGGGAGCUUAAGAUGAGGCUCAAUGACGAAGAGAUCAUAUUAAAUGUGCAGAAAUCUAUGAGGCGCCCAAGUGAGUUUGCAAAUUGCUCUCUUAUUGAUGCAGUGGAUGUAAUCGUACAGUCUGAUGAUUAUGUGUUGACGAUUAAGGAUACCCUCGCUGCAUGUUUGACGAAUUUGGAGGAAGUGAACGGUGAGGACUUGGCAGAAUGGGUGUUGGCAUUGGAAGGUAGAGGGUUCUGGGAUAGAGAACUAGAGUUCGAGCCCCUACACUUAGGAAAGAGAGAAACUCCUCCAGCUAAGCCAUCCAUUGAAGAACCACCGAAGCUGGAACUAAAGCCACUGCCAACCCACCUCAGGUAUGAAUUUCUGGGACCCGACUCCACUCUACCUGUUAUUAUCUCACCUGGUUUGUUAGAUGUGCAGGUCCAACAACUUCUACAGGUAUUGAAGGAGUGCAAAACUGUCAUUGGGUGGACCAUGGCAGACAUCAAGGGGAUCAGCCCCGCUUACUGCAUGCAUAAGAUUCUGCUGGAAGAGGGGCACAAACCUUCCAGGGAACAUCAGAGGAGGCUGAACCCAAAUAUGAAGGAAGUG